Messenger RNA from Closterium sp. NIES-65, 6072 nucleotides. The record is from the annotation of a GenBank genome assembly. Lineage: Eukaryota; Viridiplantae; Streptophyta; Zygnematophyceae; Desmidiales; Closteriaceae.
AUGUGUACGGACGCGUUGAAGGGCCUGGUGGGUGACACCUUGCCGCGGUCGGCGAGCGACGUGCUGCGCGACGCGGAGAUGGACGAGAUGGACAAAGAGGUGCUGCAAGGUGCGCCGCCUCGCUUCCCCGCCUCUUCCUCGCGUUUCUCUCCGCCGCACCGCCGAUUGGCGUUCAGCGCCAUCCGCAUCGUUCUCGACGAUGCUCUCACCCCCCUCAACUCCUCAACAUCCCCUUUGUUGGAGUGGUUCGCGUUCGUGCGCGUGGUGGCGCUGCAGCAGCGCGUGCAGCACUACCGCGACCUGGGCAGGUUCGUGGUGCUCAUGGCACUCUUCAUCACCAUCCUCUACCUCCAGGCCGACUCCUCCAGAAGCUACGAAAUUACCUCCGCGCACGCCAUGCUCUACCCCCCGCCCCGCAGGCUUGUGCACAACAGAAGGCAGCAGCCAGGCGCCAAAUGGACUCGACUCCCUGCGAGCACGGGAAAUGGUAACUUUGUGAUGCAGAAAUCAAAACCCACACAAACCAUAGCUCGAGAAGGCCAAAUUUCGGAAAUGUCGUCCCUCCCCGCGUUGAUUCGACUUGGGCGACUCAAAUUCAUCCCGUACUCGUUCAUCCUCGCGCUCUUGGGUGCGCUCUCCCGUGACAUCGACCAUCAGCCGCACAAUCACGAUGAGCUCCAGUUCCACGUCGAAAGCUUCUUACCCGUGGCGCUUUUCGUGGCGUGCACGCACGUCAUGACGCACUACUUUAACGAGUAUUUUGACUACGAGGCCGACCUCGCCAAUAAGCAACGCGGCAAGUGGAACGGCGGAUCCGGCGUGCUUCCCGAGGGUUUGCUGCCUCCGUGGGUGGCGCUCGCCGCAGGCAACGUGUUCCUCAUCGGGAGCAUCGUCACACUCGCGUUCCUCCGAACCCCCGCGCAGUACGUCGCGUGUGCGACCGUGUUCCUCUCGUGGGGGUACACCGGGCCGCCCUUUAAGCUCCAUUAUCGCGGUUUGGGCGAAGUGGUCGUGGCGAUCGUGCUCACUUGGUGCGUGCCCGUGAUGGGCGCGCUACAGCGCCGCGGCGAUGGCGCGUUUUUGCUUCCGACGUCGCUCCGCACCAUCAUCCCACUGCUUUUCGUGCAGCAGUUCGUGCGGAUGAUGGUCAUGAAUCUACCCGACAUCGAGUCCGACUUGCAGUGCGGCAAGAUCACGCUGACUGCGCAAAUGGGCCCGAGCGGGCGGCACGACUCGUCCAACACCUUUGAUGGCCUGGAUGACUUCUACAAUUGGCUCAACACCAGCAUCAUUCAGGUGCGUUCUCUUACCUCUCCCCUAAAUCUCUGCGUUAUAGCUCCUUGUGCACUUGGUGCGUGUUUCGUCCCGCAUACCCACGCCUACCUUCCGCCCACCCACGCGGCAUCACAGCCCUCCCUUCUCUGCAUAAAAGCUCGCACGCUCAUCGGCUCGUGUGCUCCUCACUGCCCGCCGCUCUCCCCCCCGCCCCUGCAGAAACUGUGGGUGGAUCCGACGUGUGGCUCCGGCACAUGCGACCGCCCCUUCCAGUACCCCGCGUUUGGCCGCUUUGGCUGUGAAGCGGACUGCGGCAUCUUCCCCAGCCUCACCUCCAUUGUUAUCCGCCUCUCCUCUCAGCUCGACACACAGCAGGCUGCUGACGAAUCUUCCUGGAACCUCUGCAUGGUCAACCCGGUCUCCCUGUGCUGGUAUGCGCGCCCUCCUCCCGCCGCUCUGAUCUUCUUGCUGUCCCCGUCCUGUGUACUCAUCCCACCCUACGCCACCCCAUGCAUGUCGGCCAUGCGGUGCGGUGCAAUCAGGUACGAGGAGUUUCAGCCAUUCCGUGUGGGCGAUACAGAGGUGUCAGUGGCGUUGGACAUUCCGGACGGCGACUGGGUGGUGGUGCUCAACGCGCCUGCGGGGGGCAUCCGCGGCACCGUGCACGCGCCCCCUCCGGGCAUGCGCCGCUUCUCCGUCGUCGGCGCCGCCUCCACCAUUGAGCUCGCCGCGUGGGGCUACUGUACACACGACGAUGACGUGGAUGCAGCCAAUCAGGCGCUGCCAAGUGGCGGCGCUGGUGGUUCUCCGCCUGAUGUCUGCCGUGAUACAUGUGCAAGGCUGGUGCUCUGCCUGCCAGCAACCUGUGGGCGAGCAUUCACGGAGCGGGAGGUGGCAGGGACGUUCGUGGACUGUGCGCGCAUGUGCAUCGUUGCACCUUCUUCCAUCACCACCUACGCCGACACUCCCUGCCCCAUGGCCCAGGAACAACUCCGCCACCUACACCCACGCCGCCGCCUGUACCCACACCGCUACAGCGAUUGGACCUCCUCGGCCUUGCCCACUGACGCUCCUCCUGCAUUUGUUUCGCUGGCUGCUUCUGCUGUGUCUGCUGAUGCCGCUCCUGUGGCUCUGCUUGCUCUGCCAGUGCAAGGCGCACCAGGAGCAGCAGUUGCAGCCCUGCCACCGCCAGCAGCAGCACGAGCAGUAGCAGCAGCAGCAGCAGCAGUAGCAGCAAUGGCAGCAGCGGGAACGGCAGCCACAGCAGACCCCACACAGCCCUCUCUCUGGUCGCUCCUUGGUGCCACCGACCGUCAGCGACUGACAGCGCUGCAGGUGGCGGUGUCACGUGCUCUCUUCACCAUGGCUAAGGACCGGUGCCUGGCUGGCCGUGCUCCAGGAGCAGAGGCGAGGGUAGCGGCGGGAGCGAGCAACCACACACAUGGAGGGUUGGGCAGCGUGCGGUGGCGUAUGGUGACGUGCUUUUGCACGAUGCUGGGGGGCCCUGUGACGACGCUGGAUGAGUGCCGAUUCAUGGAUGAAGCAGGGCAGCUGGUGGUGGAGGGUGGCGAGAUGUACGCAUACCUGCAGCGCACGCAUGUGAGCGGUGGGCGCAUGAUCUCAGCGCAGCACAUGCGGCGCUUCAUGCAAACGAUGGUGGCGGCUCUGCGGUCCGUCACGCCCAUGCCAGACGCGGCUGCGGCGCGUCUCAAUACGCUCAUGCACUCCUUUAAUGAUGCUAUCGUCACCUCCGACUCUGUCGGCUGCGCACAAGGUGGUGCGUGGCUGCAGUGGCGGGCAGGCGUGUCUCACAACACGACCAUUCAUGUGGGCGACAAAGUCACCUGGGUGUGGGAUGACGACCUCCCACAUCUUUGUCUUCAAAUCUCUAUCACUUCCCAUUCGCGCCACUACCUCGUGUGUACAUCCGUGCCUAUAUUGCUUCUGGCGGGGAUGGGCGAAGCAGGCGACCCACUGUUCGUGGGCUUUGGGGGGAACCGCCUGGCCGUGUCACGGCAGAUAGCGUGCACUCCCAUGAACGUGGGCGCUGGCGUCAUGCGUGACGACCCCGUGCCCUGCGUGCUACGAAUGGACGACGAGCCGUUGGGUUCCUUUGCGUACAGCAAGGUGUUUGGAGAGCCCAUCACCAUCCACUACACGGACGGCUCGCUGGCAGGCACGGCUGGGGACGCCGUGUCUUCCUCUGCCUCUCCCUCCUCCUCCCCCACCCCCACCUCCAUGUCCGCCAGCAUUCUCACAGUGCUGCCUGCAAGGGCUGGGGCGGAUGCUACUGGUAAGCACUGCAUGUGUGCGUUUCAUUUCUCUUGUGCCUUUCAGCUAUUCCAUGCGCUCUCCCAUGCGCCCUCUCCCAUGCGCCCUCUCCCAUGCGCCCUCUCCCAUGCGCCCUCUCCCAUGCGCCCUCUCCCAUGCGCCCUCUCCCAUGCGCGCUCUCCCAUGCGCCCUCUUCCAUGGGCCCUCCCUUUCAGUUGCAUUCACUCGCCCUCCGUUCAUUAUCUCCUCAACGUUCCCAGUUUUGUCAGUAACACCGCGGUCGUUACCAACACCACAAACCCCACCGCUGCCAACAGCACGACUGCUGGCCCCACCAACACCACGGCAACCUACGAGUGUGCACCAGGGUGCCGGCUGCAGCGGCUGGCGAACGGGGUGUGUGAUUCGCCCUGCAACACGCCCGCGUGCGCCUUUGACGGUGGCGACUACGCGUGUGUCGACCCUCUCUUCGGCCCCGGCAUCUGCGCCUGCCCGCCCGGCCACACCCGCCGCGACGACGGCUGCCAGUCACCCGUCUCCCCCCUCCACUCGACCCUCUCGCCCCCUGCCCUGCUCCACCGUGCGUCUCUUCUCUCAUGUUCUCACUUCACGCUUGCCCUCCCAUCCUACUCUCUCUUCCUCAUCUCCCUCCCCUUCCUCGUCUCUGUUCCUCCCCUUUCUCCUCCAGCAUGCUGUCUGUCGACGGCGGUGGGCGCCAAUCUCAACUUCCCCUUCUCACUGCAGCGCUACGGCCCCAACUACACAGAGAGAAACUACGUGUUUGCGGCUGAAAGGGGCUUUGCGGCCACACGCUACGUGUCUCGCCGCAACCGUCUGUUGAUCGGCAUGGUGUUGCAGCAGGAUCGGUGGGGCACACAGCAGUGCAGCAGAGCGGGCAACGGCACGUCCACAGAACCGUUUGGAGUGAACCCGCACUUCCUGCCCACAUCGGCCAUCUACGACAGCGCUGCCAGCGCCAACAUGAGCCAGCUCGACAACAACACCUUUGGCUUUAAGCUGAAGUUCAACCCGCAAGGCCUCCCCUACGGCUUCAUCUACCCCAUGGAGUCUCUCACGACAUACCCUUUGGUGUUUGGCAUUAAUCUUGAGAACGAGGCGGCCACAAGGCGUCUACACUACCUGGUGGAUGGCAGCUACAUUGACAAUGGCACGCGCAGCAUAGACGUCAACUUCAUCACCUUCAAUGGCGAGACGCUCACUUUUGUGCUGACAACUGUGAGGUGCACAAUGAACGAGGGGGGCAGCAUGGCAGUCACCUUCAAGUCACAGCCGGCAGCUAUGGCGAUGUACGAUGCAUCGGCGGAGAACAUCGCACGGCUGGUGCUGGAGAUAAUUUACUUGGUGGGGCUGCUCUGGAAUGUGGUGGUGCUGUGGCGGUACGUGAGCACGUUUGACAUGCAGCCACGGUACAACAUCUACUAUUCGCUGUUCGAGGCGCCGCGCUACUGGGCCGUGCCCAACCCGCCCACGGGCUUCAUCAGAGCCACUCAAGUUUUUGCUGAUCUACGCAACAUCAUCAACCUCCGCGCAGUCUACUUCGCCCUCCAGGGCAUCAAUGUCUUCUUCAUGAUGAUACGCUUGCUCAAGGUGAUGGACUUCCAGCCGUACCUCGGGGUCAUCACGCGUUCCCUCGGCCUCGCCACGCCCUCGUUGAUGCACUUCUUCCUGCUCUCCUUCACGGUCUUCUUCUGCUUCAGCAUGUACGGCUACCUCGUCUUCGGAGGCACAAUGGAGCUGGAGAACCCUCGAAAGCGCCGCUUCAAGUCGAUCCAACGGCGGGUCACCGCAAUGCUCUCCGGCACGCGAGGCAGCGCCGCCGACAAGGCGACGCCCUUCCCGCGGUCCGACAACCAACCUACCUUCCCGUCCGCCGCUAGCGAGUCUCGGGUGUGGAAGCAGCACGUGCUGACAGUGAGGGACAAGCGCAUCGAUGUCAUCUCGCUCGCCAUGAUCCUGCAGCGUCACCACGACCACGCGGCAAAGAAAGCCCCUGCCACGUCAUCCAGUGGAGCGUGUUUAGUCUCGUGGAAUGCGGAGGAGGAUCGGCUAGAGCAGCUGUCGCAGGCGGUGGUGCUGCAGUGCGGCGAGGUGGUGAAGCAGGCCGCCCUGCCCGUCAAGAAGCCCGUUCAGAAGCUCAGCCUCGCGCACGUGCAGGUACGUGGGGAGGGGGAAGGGUGCAUGUGGCGAUGUGCAAGGACACGGGUUAGGAGGGAUAUGUAUGGAUGCAAGCGAGGGAGGCGGGAAGGUAGUGCUACGAGGCAUGGCUCAGUCUGCCGAGUCGUUACGAGUCAGUGGCUGCCAUCCCUGACCCAUGCAUCCCGUCCCGUCCCUCCCGUGUGCCGUGCAUGGAGCGAGCAGGAGGAGGUGGUGCGGUGCCAGGCAGGAGUAGAGGAGCUGAGGGGCAUGAUGGCGGACAUGCAGAGCGACAUGCGAGCCAUGAUGGCGCUGCUCGACCGCGCCCUCCCCGCCUCACGCGCCCACACGCCUCGUGUAUCCCGCUCCUAG